AUGAGUGAAUAUUUCAAUAGCUAUAACAAAGCAUUGCCUCUCUUCACGGAGUCGCGGCUCGACAAGCUACUCCAAAGACAAUAUUCAUGGAAUCCUGAAUCAAGUUCCUCUUGGUGGGCAGCUUUCAAUGUCAUUCUGGGCCUGUCUUACAAGGCGAGAGCACAGAAGGCAAUUGAUGGAAGCGAAGAUUGGAAAAAGUCAUUCGGGCACAUCAGAAAUGCUUUGAAUGUUGUGGUGGAGCUCCUUAUGAGGGCUGCAGAUAUUCUCGCUGUCCAGGGACUACUCGGGUUGGCCAUGUUCUUUCAUGAAACCCCAGACCCUCAACCACUUUUUACAUUUGCGGCAGCAGCAAUGCGGCUUGCCCAGUCCAUCGGGCUGCACAGAUCUCAUACAUAUGGCCUAGAUCACGCCGAAAUCGAGGAAAGAAACAGAACAUUUUGGAUUGCUUUUAUCGUUGAUGCCGAUAUUUGUCACAAGACCGGUCGGCCAGCAGCCCAAGAUACCAAUGACUUCAACACCGUGCUGCCAACGGAGCUUCCGCAUGAUGGGCUGGGUCUCGUUCAACUCGACGGUAUUGAAGUAAAUUACCUGCGAGCUUACGCCCGAUUCUCUCUAUUACAGCGAGAUAUUUAUUGUCGGCUGUACACUACAACUGCGACUCAAAAAUCGGGGCAAGAUUUGAUCAAGGAGGUGAAGGACUGCGAAGCUGCACUUCUUGAUUGGAAGAAAUGCAUCCCCAUUGAGCUUCAACCACAACCCAAAUUUUCUGCCGGGCAAAAUUUCUUCUAUCAGUGCAUCUUAAGGUUGCACUUUGCGUACCACUGCUGUUACGCCCAACUGCAUCAAAUCUGCCUGCAUGCCAAGCGACUAAUUGAGGUGGAGAUGAUUGGAAAUGCCAGUCCGAACUCGAUUCCAGAAAUGGAGCACUGUAUUUCCGGAUCACUUACAGCUGCGAGGUCUGCGGUAGACCUGUUGGAACAUGUUGAAAAGUUUGGUUUAUCGUUUACAUGGUAUGCCCAAUUCUGUGUUUUAUUCUGGAGGCAAUUGAAGCAAAUGCUAACCAGCGUGCAAGGAGUGUUGUAUACUUCCCUGCUGCUGUGGUCGCAACGCUCUUCGCCCAUAUCCUCACACACCCACACCAAGAUACCACUGCGGAUAUUUAUUUGA
Penicillium digitatum Pd1 is the source of this 1167-nucleotide messenger RNA. Lineage: Eukaryota; Fungi; Ascomycota; Eurotiomycetes; Eurotiales; Aspergillaceae. The record is from RefSeq and is a predicted model, not a curated record.